Molecule: messenger RNA, 1478 nt
Organism: Malus domestica (apple)
Lineage: Eukaryota; Viridiplantae; Streptophyta; Magnoliopsida; Rosales; Rosaceae
Product: probable carboxylesterase 12
Molecular function (GO): hydrolase activity
Source: RefSeq, a predicted model, not a curated record
CAAGUGGAUGUCCCAAGCUACACAACUCACAUUUUUAUUGGCUAGCAGAAAGAAAUCUAGAUUUUAGAGAGAUAUUAUUCUGACCUCUUGUAUUUGCUGGUUGGCUGGUGAGGAGAGAUCGAUGGCAACAUGUUAUGGCCUAUCCAUGUGUUUAUGGCCAAAACCAAAAACCCCACCUUCAUUCACAAAUCUAUCUUCCCCUCUCUUCCCUCUCCCUUCUCUCCCACACAGAAAACCCGACACCAUCAGCUUGUCAUCGUCUUCAUCUGCCUCCAUGGAUUCAGCCUUGAGCAACGAAGUGGCUCAAGACUUCUCUCCCUUCCUCAAAAUAUACAAAGAUGGUAGAGUGGAGAGACUUUCAGGCACUGAUGUUGUUCCCACAUCACUCGAUCCACAAACAGGCGUCGAAUGUAAAGAUGCCGUGAUUUCUGCCGAAACCGGCGUGUCAGCCAGACUCUACAUCCCCAAAACCAAAAUUACCACAAACUCAACAAAGCUUCCUCUCCUUAUUUACUAUCACGGGGGUGGAUUUUGCAUGGGGUCACCGUUUUGUGCCUACUACCACAACUAUCUCACAACCCUAGUUGCCGAGGCAAAUGUUGUUGCUGUCUCUGUUGAUUACAGGAAGGCCCCAGAGAACCCUCUGCCUUUAGGGUAUGAUGAUUCAUGGGCUGCUCUCGGUUGGGUUCAAUCCCAUAUUGAAGGGCAAGGGCCUGAAGAGUGGCUAAAUUCAUAUGCUGAUUUCGAAAGAGUGUUUUUUGCUGGUGACAGUGCUGGGGCUAACAUAGCUCAUCACAUGGCUGUGAGAUUAGGGCAUGAGGGUUUGGUUGGUGUCAAUCUCAAAGGUAUUAUUUUGGUGCAUCCUUAUUUUUGGGGGUCAGAACCAAUUGAGGGUGAGACUGAUGUGGUUGAGAAUAGGGCAAGGGCUGAGGCUAUAUGGCGGUUCGCUUAUCCGACUACUAGCGGAGCGGAUGACCUGCUUAUAAACCCGGGAAAGGAUCCGAAGCUGUCGAAAUUAGGGGCAGAGAGAGUGCUGGUUUGUGUUGCUGAGCAAGAUGCGUUGAGGCAAAGAGGUUGGUAUUAUAGUGAUUUAUUGAGGAAAAGUGAGUGGGGAGGAAAUGUGGAGGUUGUGGAGUCUAAGGAGGAGGACCAUGUAUUCCAUUUGAACAAUCCCGUUGGAGACAAUGCUGUGGCUUUGCUCAUGAAAAUUGCUUCCUUCCUUAACCAGGAUAUAUAAAUGCCUGAAAUUGGGUUCUAUAUUUCUAAAUUAAUGGUAGUUUUAAUAAGUCUUUAGUUCUGUAAUAAGCAAUAAAAACCUGCAAUUUGAAUUUGCUCUUCUCAGCAAUUCGACCACUCGUUUUUAGAGUGAUCAUUCUCACUUCAUUGCUGUACUUUGAUCCCUUUCUUGAUUAUUGUACGCUUUAUUGGAAUUUACUAUUCUAAUUUAUAGAGAAGCGAAUUCAAAUUUAGAGUGAUCA